Aspergillus oryzae RIB40 is the source of this 594-nucleotide messenger RNA. RefSeq lists its product as uncharacterized. The transcript has a single exon. The record is from RefSeq and is a predicted model, not a curated record. Bases 1 to 594 code for a protein of 197 amino acids. Lineage: Eukaryota; Fungi; Ascomycota; Eurotiomycetes; Eurotiales; Aspergillaceae.
AUGCAAGUAUAUAUAUCGUCCAGUGCCCAUGCUCUUGCUUUGCAAAACGAUACCAGCAACCUGCAUGCCGCUCUAUACCUGCUCGCUAACCCAACAUCUUACAAGAGCUUUGAUCAAUCCAGCUGCAAUAUCCGUGCCUCUCUCGAUGUCCUCGUCGGCGCAAGAUCCAGGCACAUGGAAGAAAACGACGUUUCGGUGCUGGCCUUGUUGAAACGCCUGGGCCAGACUUGUAUAAAAGAUGAACUCGCAGAGGUAGCGUCCAGCGUCCUCGGAUAUCCGGACGUCUGCUCCAGGAGAUACAAACGACUUCCACGUGUUGAGAAAGUCGUCAUUGGGCGGCUGGGGGUGGAGAACUUUCCGUACUACGUCUGUGGAAUCCGCCGCAGGACCAGCCUGGAGUACUGGCGGGAGCUGCUGCUCCCUCCAAACCUUCUCCCCAUCUUCAUAACCGAUUCUGCCUUUGAUAUCGGACAAGUGGUAAGAAUCUCGAUGCGCCUUGGUCUCAAUCGAGUAGUACGAUCUUGUAGCCGCUAUUCCCAUAUGGAGUACAAUGUCUGGUCGUCGACCUCCAUGGGACUUGGCGUAAUCCUCUAG